CCUCUUUUUCCCUUUGCUGUCUGUGUAUUUCUUUCUUCCUUUCUUUUUUAACUCUUCCUUUCCUUUCUUGCUUCCUAUCCCUCCCUCUCUCCCUCUCCCGCUUUCUGAUAACAUGAGACUGUCUUCGAUUGUUGCCGGUGCUUUGGCCGUGCUCGCUGUUUCGUCGGUUCCGUUCGCCCGAGCUGAUGAAAGCCUUGACCAAGAAAUUGCUGAGGCAAAGCAAAAGUUCUGCAGUGGUCUUUCCGUCACUGCACCCACCCAAGGUCAGCAGUUCGCCGAUCCCACUCAAGUACGCCUCACUGUUGAGCGUCAACCCGACGAGCAAGCAAAGACCUUGAGAGGUGUCGAUAUUUACUCCAUCUCAAAUGACGGAACGCCAAAAUACCUCGGCACACCAUGGGAGGACAUCUAUAACCUCAACACCAAGGCUUCGCUCCCUGUCGACAUCACCAAGGUAGAAGGCACCGACGCUGCAACACAAUACCGGUUCCGAGUAUGGGUGAGAAACGAACAAGGCCCCGAUUGUACCUUGAUGUCCAAGGUCUUCCGAGUUGCCGCAUCGCACACCAACGACGCUUCGUACGCCAUGCAGAGCCUGGACGGCAAGAUUGAUCGCGGUUGUUUCGGUAUCGAUUUGACCGCACCUGCCAUCGGUAAAAAGCUCAAAGCAAGUGACGGCCCCAUCAAAGUCAAUAUCAAGCGCGACCCUAUUUCCGGAGUGAGCGAAUAUCGGUCAAUCGAGUUGUACAAGUACCAUUCCGACACAAAAGAGGCCGAGCUUGUUCAUAAGUCUUGGGACAAGAAGACAGAAGCAUCGGAGCUGUUCACCUUCAAGGAUACACUCGACCAAGGUGUCACAUCCGACGAUGAUGAGCCUUUCUUUUACAAGUUGACGGCAGUAACAGAAGACGGCAAAGACUGCGAGUUUUCCUCGCACCCCUUCUACUACCAAUAGAUGCUGUUGUACGCUCACUCACUCACUUGCACCUCCAAAAAGCUUCCUGCACCUCUCUUCCUCUCCCGCUCCCAUCUAGCCCCACAUCCAUGCGGGCUAUAGCAAAUAAUGUUUUGUGUACCAAAUAUACUCCUAUACAGAUAUACCUCUUCAAAUGAUGUGAUGUCAAAUUAAGCUCUAUACCCCGUUCUGAUUAAGCGUGUAUAGACCAGCUUUGUCAACGCGAUGCGUUCGACAUUCUCAUAUCAUCGUCGUCGGAUCUGUACUAUUCAUCAAUGACGAUAAUCAAUAUCCCUUCUUUAUAGGUUUUACAAACAGUGCUGGGAUGUCUGAGAUUAUGGGUUGAUGUAUUGCCAAAAGAAAAAUAUCAUGACACCUGUUUAAUUUUCUUGUAAUUCAUACAGG
Messenger RNA from Zychaea mexicana, 1360 nucleotides. RefSeq lists its product as uncharacterized. The coding region runs from base 113 to 955 and encodes 280 amino acids. The record is from RefSeq and is a predicted model, not a curated record. Lineage: Eukaryota; Fungi; Mucoromycota; Mucoromycetes; Mucorales; Lichtheimiaceae. The transcript has 9 exons.